Messenger RNA from Adineta ricciae, 2274 nucleotides. NCBI's taxonomy places the organism in Eukaryota, Metazoa, Rotifera, Eurotatoria, Adinetida, Adinetidae. The record is from the annotation of a GenBank genome assembly.
AUGAGCGAAGAAAAAAACGCAACAGCAAGUUCGCGAACACGGUACACAAAUCGUCGAGCGCAGGAGUUGUUAUUGAUCUGGCUUGAUGCCACCAUUGACGAGAUGAAAGACAAAAACUCAAUCAAAGUGAUUUCAAAAUUGAAAGAAGUUAUUAAUACUCUGCAUACGUUCACUGAUGAAAAUAAAUGCAUUAAAUUUAUUGAUACGAUCGAUGAAGGAAAAACUUUUCUCAUUAUUUCUGGUGCAUUGGGACAAACAACAGUACCUCUUAUUCAUGAUAAACCGCAAAUUGUUGCUAUUUACAUAUAUUGCGGGAAUAAAUCUCGACACGAACAGUGGACGCAGAAAUGGUCGAAAAUUGGAGGAGUUUUCACGGAAAUCAAACCGAUUUGUGCAGCAAUGAAAAAUGAAAUUCAUGAACAAAGCUCUCGUACUUCGACUAUUAACACAGAUUCCCAACUGCUAAACACAACGGUUCUAAAAGAUUCGCCACCAUCAAGUAGCGGGAUGAAGAUUGAAAGCCUUGAUCAACUCGAUCCAUCUUUCAUGUACACUAUGGUGUUAAAAGAAAUUCUUUUACAAAUCAAUUUUCAAACGAGUCAUCUCACGAAAUUUACCAAUUUAGCGCGUCAGCUGUACGCGGACAACACACAUGAGAUGAAAAUCAUUGACGAAUUAGAACGUCAUUACUAUCAGAGGACGCCUAUCUGGUGGUAUACUAAAGAAAGUUUUCUUUACCUGGUAAUUAACCGUGCGUUACGAACCAUGGAUGUCGACAUCAUUGUCAAAUCAGGUUUCUUCAUAUGCGAUCUUCAUAGAAAUAUUGCUAAACUUCAUUCGGAGCAAUGCAGUGAACAGCGUUUUUCACAAGAAUUUAUGGUUUAUCGAGGUCAAGGCUUGUCUGAAACGGACUUUGAUCGUUUGUUGAAAGCAAGAGAUGGCUUGAUGUCGUUUAACAACUUUUUAUCCACUCAACCGCAUAGAAACGUAUCUCUUCAAUUUGCUGAACAUGCCUCAAUGAAUCCAAAUAUGGUCGCUGUUCUAUUUAUAAUGCGUAUUGAUCCCUUAGUAUCAACAACCCCAUUCGCUGACGCUAGCAGCGUGAACAAUUUCCAAGAGGAGAAAGAAAUUCUGUUCUCGACAAAUGCUACAUUUCGAAUCCAAGAAUGCAAGCAAACCAGUAAGAUUGGAGGACGUUUAUGGGAAGUGAAUCUGUCACUUACAGAUGCCGCUGAUUCUGAUCUCCGCCAACUAGCAGAAUCGGUAAGACAGGAGACGUUCCCGGAUAAAGAUCCCUGGUAUCGAUUGGGUGAACUAUUGAUUAAAAUGAACGGCCUCGACACAGCAGAAGAUGUAUACGAAUCACUACUUGAUAAUAGUUGUGAACCAGCAAGUAUUUAUCGGCAGCUUUCUCGCAUCAAAGAUCAGCAAGCCGACUAUGCACAGGCAGUUAGAUUCUGUGAAAAAGGAAUUCAAGCUGUAGAAAAAACUCGCAAGCCCAAUCAUUCCGAUCAAGCUCUAUUUUACAAUGAACUUGGUAUCCUGAACAAAAAAAUAGGAGUAUACUCCGAUGCACUUGCGUUUCAUGAAAAAGCACUUCGCAUCGCACAGGAAACUUGUCCACCGAACCAUCCGGAUCUACCAACGACGUACAAUCAUAUUGGUUCCGUAUAUGAAAAGAUGGCAGCGUACUCGAAAGCUCUCUCUUCUCAUACGAAAGCGCUACAACUUCAAGAAAAGUAUCUUUCUUCAAAUGACUGUUCCUUUUCUACUACUUACGGAUAUAUUGGUUCUGUUUAUGAACAGAUGGGUGAAUAUUCUAAAGCACUCGAAUAUCAAGAACGAGCGCUUUCAAUUCAACAAAAAAGUCUCCCACCAAAGCAUCCUAGUUUGGCUACUUCUUGGAGCAAUAUUGGCUCUGUUCGUGAGAAGAUGGGCGAGUAUCCCAAAGCACUCGAAUAUCAUGAACGAGCACUUACAAUUCAACAAAAAGGUCUUCUUCCAAAUCAUCCUGAUAUAGCUGCUAGUUAUAAUAACAUCGGUUCAGUCUAUGAGGGUAUGAAGGAGUAUUCGAAGGCUCUUUCAUUUCAAGAAAGAGCGCGUGAACUUCAAGAACAAAGCCUUCCAUCAAAUCAUCCCAAUCUGNCAACUCGAUCCAUCUUUCAUGUACACUAUGGUGUUAAAAGAAAUUCUUUUACAAAUCAAUUUUCAAACGAGUCAUCUCACGAAAUUUACCAAUUUAGCGCGUCAGCUGUACGCGGACAACAUACAUGA